Chinchilla lanigera (long-tailed chinchilla) is the source of this 785-nucleotide messenger RNA. RefSeq names its product spidroin-1-like. The record is from RefSeq and is a predicted model, not a curated record. Lineage: Eukaryota; Metazoa; Chordata; Mammalia; Rodentia; Chinchillidae.
AUGGCAAUACAUGCAAUACCUUCUCCAGGCAUUUGGGAGCCAGAGGCAGAGCCUGUAGAGCAAGACGAAGAAAUCCAGCAGCAAACAAUAGGAAUUGGAAUAAGCUGCCGUCGGCGUCACCCAAAAAGUCUAACUGCGCCAGCUCUGCCCUCGGCCCCCAGCCCGUCCCCGCCCAGACCCCGCCCCCUUCCCCCAGCCAAGCCACAAAAGGCUGUGCAGUUUCAGCCCCAACACGUGCCCCGCCCCCUCCCCAAACGUCGCAGUGCUGCAGGGAAAGGAGGUGGGGCCAGUAGGGGGAGGUGGGCUCGGGCCUCGUCUUUCCGCUUUUCGGCCAAUCCGUGCAGCGCCCCUGACAGAGACGCGGAGCCCGAGGCUGCUGGCAUUUAUUGGACAGCACUGCCUAGGGGGCGGGGCUUACGUGCUCGCCCCGCCUCCACCGCGGCGCGAGGGGCGGGGCACGCCGCUGCCGCCUCUGCUUCCGCCGCCGCCGCCUGCCGCUGCGCGCUCGGCGGGGGAGGAGUCGGAGGCGGAGAAGAAGGCGGUGGUGGCGGGUGGCGGAUCGAGCGCCGUUCGCGUUCCGGAGCCGCUUCGCGUUUCGGUGAGGGGAUUUUUUGUUUCGCAGUCUGGCCUGUUCUGAUGUCGGGAGUGCGGGGGUCGGGGCGCGGAGACCGCUGCCUUGCGCUGCUCCGCGUCCCGGUCUCCGCAGAAGGGCGGCGGGGCCUGUCGGCGGCCCGCGGCGCGGCCAUGGUGGGUGGGGUUGCGGGCCGUGGCGGCCUCUUCGCCUC